AUGUCCACGUCGGUUUCGUUUCCGAUCGCCCGCGCCGGAUCUAGCCGUGAGCGCGAGGGCGUAAGGAUAGCGCGGGAUCGCUCGGAUCGGCUGAGGUUUAGGGGAGAGAGGGGUGGAGCAAGGGAGGAGACUUGCCUGUCACUAGUGGCCGACGAGACGGCAACGGUGCAUUUCCUGUUGUGGGGCACCGAGUGCGAUGCCUUCGAGCCCGGGGACAUCGUGCGGCUCACGAGCGGCAUCUUCUCCUACCAUAGGGGCAACAAGCUCUUCCUGCGGGCUGGUAAGCGAGGACGCACGAAGAAGGUGGGUGAGUUCACCAUGACGUUCGUCGAGACCCCCAACAUGAGCAUUGAGAUGAGGUGGGGGCGGUGGGGGCCUGAUCCAGGCGACCCGAGGAAGAUGGUGCAGGAGGCCGUCCUGUCGCCCUACUCCCAGGUCUUCAAGCCGCUGCACUGA
Aegilops tauschii subsp. strangulata is the source of this 456-nucleotide messenger RNA. RefSeq lists its product as uncharacterized. The record is from RefSeq and is a predicted model, not a curated record. Gene Ontology annotation, biological process: response to ionizing radiation; mitotic G2/M transition checkpoint; double-strand break repair via homologous recombination. Gene Ontology annotation, cellular component: SOSS complex. NCBI's taxonomy places the organism in Eukaryota, Viridiplantae, Streptophyta, Magnoliopsida, Poales, Poaceae. Gene Ontology annotation, molecular function: DNA binding.